CAUCAAUAGUAUCUAUGUUACGGCCUUCUCUAACGUCAUCGCCUCUAAUGCUAUCACUACGCUCUCUUUCUCCCCUGGCCAUUCGCUCUUGCAGAAGUUGGAUAUAUUCUAACCUCGCCACACUACGACUCAUUAACCGCACGCUCGCUUUACCAAGAACCCCAGCCAUUGUCUGGCCGAUUCAUCGCAAUACAAGGUCAACAUCAUCUGCCCAGGUAGACUCUCAGGUGUAUAUUGGCCAGUCGGGUUGUCAUUACAGCAUCGAACGGGUGCUUCAGGAAGAAACAUUUCCAUUACGCCGGGUUUAUCUCGCUACUGCCAGCAACCAAAAUUUCAUACUGAAGUAUGUUCACGAGGUCAAUUUUGAUGACCUUCAAGACAUAAACAAUAAGCUACGGGGUAGCACUAAUUAUGUCCGCCUUGUCAAGGACACUAUCCCCGAGAAGUCCAUGUUCAUUUUCCAGUACUUCGCCGAUCAUCUUCUCCGCCUCGUUCAAAAGGACUUGCCCCUUACAGUGACAAAACGGAUCCUAAAAGAUGCACUUCGUGGACUCGCCGAACUGCACGACCAUGAUAUUAUCCAUACGGAUAUUAAGCCGGACAAUAUUCUUAUCGAUUGGAAAGAGCAUCAGGGCGGAAUAGUUAUCGAGCAAGUCCAGCUUGGGGAUCUUGAGGAUGCCGCACAAAUCCCCCCCGGUACACAUAUGGUAGGAAAACAGGCAGGUAACUGGAUGUGGAGGAGUCCCGAAGCACACGCCCGAGGACCGGUGGAUAAGCCGUCUGACAUUUUCUCUUUCGCCCUUGUUUGCAUUUACGCGGUGCAUAAACGCGUUAUCUUUGCCGUUGGGGAAGAGGAGCUGGACGAGGGUGUGGAGCGUUUGGCCGUGGUAAUCGAACGCCAAAUUUCGUACUUUGCAGAUGCGGACGGACUGAGUGGGUUCCUAAAGCAUCUUGGCGACAAUCCUUGGGUUCCCGUUUUUGAAGUAACUCGGGAUGGUUUCAACAAAGACAACCCGCGCAGACCAUUCUCCCUCUGGGGAGACGUCGAUGAAGAACUCAAGGAUCUUAUUUGUGCUAUGACGAACUUUGAUCCGGAGAAGAGAAUCACGGCACGCGAAGCAUUGGCACAUAAAUGGUUUGAGGGUGCGUAAGAUGGCCAGAGAAGAAAAGUAGUCUUGAAAUGAAGACCCAAGAACAGCCCACAGAAGGCGAGUGAAGCAGAGUUACGUGGCUAGGUUUAGCAUAUGCGUCGUUUUUCAUAGAGCCUGACGAGCUACGCACUCGUUACACGUGUCCCCCUCUUCCUAUCUUAAGCUUAUUCUACUUUUACGCUUAUGUCUAAAUAUAUAAGAGUAUUAAAAGUAGAUGUGAUAGAUAACUAGAUAUAUUAUUAUCCCUUUAUGGAUUUAUU
Molecule: messenger RNA, 1411 nt
Organism: Pseudovirgaria hyperparasitica
Lineage: Eukaryota; Fungi; Ascomycota; Dothideomycetes; Acrospermales; Acrospermaceae
Product: kinase-like protein
Exons: 4
Coding region: 15-1151 (378 amino acids)
Biological process (GO): protein phosphorylation; mitotic DNA damage checkpoint signaling
Cellular component (GO): nucleus; cytoplasm
Molecular function (GO): ATP binding; protein serine/threonine kinase activity
Source: RefSeq, a predicted model, not a curated record